Molecule: messenger RNA, 1545 nt
Organism: Cryptococcus wingfieldii CBS 7118
Lineage: Eukaryota; Fungi; Basidiomycota; Tremellomycetes; Tremellales; Cryptococcaceae
Exons: 5
Coding region: 1-1545 (514 amino acids)
Biological process (GO): nuclear membrane reassembly; Golgi organization; membrane fusion
Cellular component (GO): cytosol; nucleus
Molecular function (GO): ubiquitin binding
Source: RefSeq, a predicted model, not a curated record
AUGGCUCAGCCGACGAAAGAAGAUAUCGACAACUUUGUCGCCGUCACCCAGGCGUCCAAGGACGACGCUCUCCACUUUCUCCAAGCGGGCGGCGGCCUCGAGACUGCUGUAGAGAACUACUUUUUGGCUCAGAACGCAGGUGGUGUGCCCCAAAGCGGCGACCAGGAAAUGCAAGAUGCCGCUACCGCCUCGGAUUCCGCGGCACCCACAGAAGGCAGCGGCGGUGGUGGUGGUGGCAUCACCCUUUCUGGUCAACGCGUGGACGACACGCUUCCCGCAGGAUGGGGAAAGAAGCCCAAGUCGAGAUUUGGCGGUCUGAAUAAGCAGGAAGAGAGUGACGACGAGCACGCUGGGCACGAUCAUGGGGAUGAUAGUGAUAGCGAGGAAGAGCUCUUCACGGGUGGUGGCAAGAACUCUGGUCUCGCUGUGCUUGGUCCGGACAAGAAGAAGGACAAGAGCGACGCUCUCGUUGACAACAUUCUGCGCACUGCUGGUGAGAAUGGCCCCGCGGCGCCUCCUGCCGGCCGGGCUCACCCCGCCGCCCCUGGCCCUUCUGGCCCUUCGAGAGCCUUCCAAGGUGGUGGAAACACCCUCGGUGGUGAUGGUACCCCAUCCACACAAGUCCCCGCUCACGGCACCCACAACGAGACUGACGAGGAGGAGGAAGAGUCCUAUCGCCAAUUUCUCCGGCACAUGCUUUCUGGAGUCAACUUUGGCACGGUGGGGUCGGGCGGGUUUGACCAGAUUCUGAGCCGUAUGGGCGGAGGUCAACGAACCCAGGCUGGCGGCUCCAACUUUCAAGGCCAAGGCAACGUACUCGGCUCUGAAGCCAGCCCUGCUGCUCCCGCUGCCGAAAGUGCCACUCCUACCCGUUCAGCCAUCUCUCCUGGUCCUUCUGGUUUAGCCCACAUUCCCGAAGAAGAUAUCUCUACCGAUCCCGAGACUGGCGAGCGCGUCGUCAACCGCAGACUCACUUUCUGGCGCAACGGCUUUUCCAUCGCCGACGGGCCACUUCUCGACUAUGAAGAGCCUGCCAACCGUGCUCUCCUCGAAGCUCUCGACUCUGGGCGUGCUCCGAGUGUUGCUUUCGGCGUUCCUUUCGAUCAACGAGUCAAUAUUAUGGUAGCGCAGAGGAGGCGGGAGGAUUACGAGCCGCCAGCAAAGGUGCUCAAGCCGUUCGAAGGGGGUGGACAGAGGUUGGGGAAUGUGGCGCCUAGUACUGAGACGAGUAGUAUGCCUGGGGCGUUGCCUGCCGCCCAGGAGAAUACGGGUCGAGGUGCGGGAGGGCAGGUUGAUUUCAAGGUUGACUCCGACAAGCCUACGACGAGCUUGCAGCUCCGUUUCGGCGAUGGUUCUCGCCAAGUGGCCCGAUUCAACACCACCCAUACCGUCGGCGAUAUCUACUCCUUCUACCGAUCCGCCAACCCUACCCAGGGAGAGUUCGUGCUCCAGACUACCUUCCCGAGCAAGGAGCUGAAGGAGAUGGACAAGACCGUGGAGGAGGAGAAGCUCGGUGGUGGUGUCGUCGUGCAGAGGUUUAUUUGA